Daucus carota subsp. sativus is the source of this 1681-nucleotide messenger RNA. Its product is annotated as cytochrome P450 CYP749A22. Gene Ontology annotation, molecular function: iron ion binding; heme binding; monooxygenase activity. The transcript is spliced from 5 exons. NCBI's taxonomy places the organism in Eukaryota, Viridiplantae, Streptophyta, Magnoliopsida, Apiales, Apiaceae. The record is from RefSeq and is a predicted model, not a curated record. Bases 47 to 1588 code for a protein of 513 amino acids.
AUCAAAACCUUAAAAAACAAAUUUUUGAUACAGGGGUUUAAACAAGAUGGAUGUUCUGAAAUUUGCAUCAGCUGUCUUUGUUGUCAGCUCUCUUUCUGUUUCUAUUUGGCUUCUGAAUAAGUUAUGGUUAACUCCGAUUCGUAAGCAGAGGUUCCUUAGACAGCAAGGAAUCAAGGGUAAUUCUUACAAGUUUCUUCAUGGCAAUACCAAGGAUAUUCUGUCUAUGAGAAGACAAUCUAUGGCUAUACCUAUGGAUUGCUUGUCACACAAUUUAUUUCCAAAACUUCAGCCUCACUUUUACUCCUGGCUUAAAAUUUACGGGAAGAACUUUCUGACCUGGUAUGGUCCUAGACCGGAGCUGUUUGUUACUGAAGUAGAGUAUAUCAAAGAAAUCAUGAACAAAGUACAAGAUUAUCCGAAGAUAGAAAUGAGUACAGGGUUUGUAAAGGUUUUAUUAGGAGAUGGACUUGUGACAGCAAAGGGGAAAAAGUGGGCGAAGCAGAGGAAGCUUGCUAAUCAGGUCUUUCAUGCUGACAGCUUGAAGAGAAUGAUUCCAGACAUGAUUGCAAGUGUUGAGAUGAUGCUAGAUAGAUGGAGACAACAUGAAGGAAGAGAGAUUGAAGUUUUUGAAGAGUUUAAGUUCUUGUCAUCUGAAAUUAUUUCUAGGACUGCUUUUGGGAGCAGUUUUGUGGAAGGAAGGGAUAUUUUCGACAUGUUAUCAGAGAUGGCCAUCAUAAUCACCAGAAAUAGUUACAGAGUUAGGCUCCCUGGUCUUAGUUGGUUUUCUAAAAGUAAGGACGAUAUUAGAUCAGAAAAACUUGAGCAGGAUAUAUAUGAUUCUAUAGUGAGGAUUAUGGAUAAAAGAAAGAAAGAAUGUGGUAUGCAUGGAGAAGUAGGGAGUUUCGGGACUGACCUUCUUGGCUCACUUAUGAAGGCAAUGAUUGAUUCCGACCAGGACAAAAGAAUCACUAUACAGGAUGUAGUUGAUGAAUGCAAGACCUUUUACGUUGCAGGACAAGAAACGACAUCAACCUUGCUUUCCUGGGCUGUGUUUCUUCUUGGUAGUCAUACAGAUUGGCAAGAAAAAGCAAGACAAGAAGUUUUCAACUUGUUUGGCAAGGAGCAUCCACAUUCGGAUGGCAUUGCAAGGCUUAAAAUAGUGAACAUGGUCAUCAAUGAAACACUCAGGCUCUACCCUCCUGUCAUUGAAUUUACACGACAAGUCAAAGAGGGAACGAAGUUGGGAAAUUAUAUACUUCCAGCCAAUAUCCAUGUUGUUCUUUCAACGCUGGCACUACAUCAUGACACAAAUAUAUGGGGAGAGGACGCACAUCAAUUCAAGCCCGACAGAUUUUCCCAAGGGGUUGCAAACGCUACAAAAAAUAAUCCAGCAGUGUAUAUCCCCUUUGGCCUAGGGCCACGAAGUUGUGUAGGUUUGAACUUUGCCACAAAUGAAACAAAAAUUGCACUUGUGAUGAUAUUGCAGCGCUACACCUUUACUCUGUCUCCUACCUAUAUACACUCACCAGUACAAAUCUUGACUACUCGUCCACAGCAUGGAGUACAGGUAAUGCUUCGACCUCUCUGAGGUGUAGGCCUUGCUGUAACAAACUGACAGAAUCAUAUCUAUAAUAUUUGUCAGUUCAAACUGUAAUUCAUAUGGUGGAUACUUUUCUUAGCA